ACAAAUCCUGCCCCUUGGCAGGGCUGACGCGAUGUCCCUUGGGGCUGGGCGCCGAGCUGGACUCUGGAUCCGGCUCCAGCGGGGAUGGACCGAGCAGGGCGGCUCCGUUCUUACGUCCCUCGUGUCCUUUCCUAGGGGGAAUUGGCCAGGAACAAGGAGUCUCCCCACAUGUGCGCUACAAGCUGGUGACGGUGAACUUCCCUGGUGGGGCCUGCAAGUCCGCCUGGAGCAAUUCACACACAAGCCAGAGCAAUGGCUCUUCACCAGUUUCAACCGGCAGCUCUUCUGCUGGCUGGACAAGUGGGUGGAUCUGAGCAUGGACGACAUUCGCCGCAUGGAGGAGGAGACGCAGAAGGAGCUGGACGAGAGGAGGCAGAAAGGCGCAGUGCGGGGGCUGACAGCCGGGACGAGUGACCCCCGGCCGGUGCCAGCAGGACACUGACGUGGACUCUGCCCCUCCCACCUGGGAGCGAGGACCCAGCUGCCUUCGUGGGACCCCAGGGAUCCCCCUUCUCUCUCCGUCCAGCUGGAGGCGCUGGGGACCCCCUGCCCCGACUGAUCACGGGCUAGUGAGCUCUGGUGGGACAGGGGCAGUGGGGGGUGCUGGCCCUGGCCACCCCCCCAGCUCUCCCAGGUUUCAGCACGUUCCUGCCCCCCCUGGAAUCAU
Molecule: messenger RNA, 667 nt
Organism: Mauremys reevesii (Reeves's turtle)
Lineage: Eukaryota; Metazoa; Chordata; Testudines; Geoemydidae
Product: phosphatidylinositol transfer protein alpha isoform-like
Exons: 4
Coding region: 32-442 (136 amino acids)
Biological process (GO): phospholipid transport
Cellular component (GO): cytoplasm
Molecular function (GO): phosphatidylcholine intramembrane carrier activity; phosphatidylinositol binding; phosphatidylcholine binding
Source: RefSeq, a predicted model, not a curated record